Messenger RNA from Lepisosteus oculatus (spotted gar), 1538 nucleotides. RefSeq names its product family with sequence similarity 221 member A (gene fam221a). The record is from RefSeq and is a predicted model, not a curated record. Lineage: Eukaryota; Metazoa; Chordata; Actinopteri; Semionotiformes; Lepisosteidae.
GGCCGCUCUCGGAGCCGCCCGGCGCGCUCCCGCCUCCCGCUUCCGGUCUCGAGUCGGCCGCGGGGGGAGGUGGGAAAUGUAUUUUUCUCUGCGCGCUUAUUAAUAAAUGCAUCUCUGGGAUCAAUUUCCUUGUUACCAGAGGAAUAUUUUACUAAAAAUCAAUGUAUCCUGCUCUGGAGAACUAGGCGGGCCAGAAAUGUGAUCGAUUUACUAUAGUCAACCACUCCGAUACUGCCUACAAUGGAGCUUGUUUAUUUUUUUUCCGGGGAGUUUAUUUACAUGUCGCCGUGUUGUCGGGAGCGCGCUUACCUGGGCUGGGCCGGGCGUCGUCGCUAGGCAACCGCAGCAGCGCCGGGGAGACGAGACGAGCCGAGCGAGCCGGGUCAGUCCUGCCGGCUGCUGCAGGGUUUGGGACCUGGUGAGAAAUGGAGAAGAUCAGCGUCUCCGGGGACGCGUCACUGGCGGUGGAGGAGUACCUGGAGUACCGGAGGAUCGUCGGCGAUGACGACGGGGGGCAGACGUUCACCCCUGAGGAGUACGAGGAGUACAAGAGGAGGGUCCUGCCUUCGCGCCUGCGGAACCGGCUGUACGUCAGCUGGGGGGUACCGGGCGGGAUCGACUGCAAGCUCAUUGGCCCCGAGACGCCCUGCUUCUGCACUCACAGGUACAAGCAGCACCGGACGGACUUCGAGCGGCUCCCGGGGCUGCGGCGCCCCCUGCUGCCCUGCCGAGCGCGGGGCUGCGGCUGCGAGUCCUACCGCUACGUCCCGCGGCGCGGCUCCCAGCCCGCGCGCUGCAGCUGCAAGCACGCCGCGGAGGAGCACAGCGAGGCGCCGGGCCUGGCCUGCAGGAGGUGUGCCUCCUGCUCGGGGUUCCGGUGCCCGUCCACCUGCGGCUGCGGCCAGCCCGGCUACGCCCACGAGACGCUGGUGGAGACGGAGGAGCAGCGGCGCGCUCGCGGCCGGCCCGUGGGGCGCCCCGUCCCCUACGCCGCCAUGGGGGGCCUGACCGGGUUCAGCUCCCUGGCAGAGGGCUACCUGAGGCUGGACGCCAGCGGAGCAGGUGUGCCCCCGUCCCUCGCUGUGCCACCCUCCGGGAGCGCCGCCGGUCACACACUGGUCGAGGCUUUCGGGGCGCAGACGCCAGUCGGGGAGUUAAACUCCGGGGCGAGGCCAGUGCCAGGCUUGAGGUCGCCCGAAGAGGAUGACAUGGCUUACUUUGAGAGGCGUUACCAGGAAAGGCUGAAAAUGGAGAAGAUGGCAAAUCGUCGAACGGCUCCUGCGUCUGGGGCCAAAUUACCAAAUAGGACACCUCGGCAGGCGCCGAAGUAAGCUCUCCGCAGGCCUGCAGGGGGCGUGAUACUUCUGCUUCACCUAGAGGAUGAGAGCAUUGACACUACUGGCGACGUCCAGGAGAAGUGACGAGGGUAUGGGUCACCCCAAGCAAACAAAUGUUCAGAGCCACUGAUGCACGUUAGAGUUCAAAAGGUUUUGAUUGUUAUAAAGUGGAAUUUUAAUAAAUGUUUUUCUUGUGGUUUA